AUGGCGGAAUACCCUAACUAUCCACUGUACAUUCGGAGCGUUCCUAUACAGGGGGAACUCAAGUUCCACUACACAGUGCACACUUCUCUGGACGUGGUGGAGGAGAAGAUCUCUGGUGUGGGCAAAACCUUGGCUGACCAGAGGGAGCUUUAUCUGGGACUGCUAUAUCCAACGGAGGACUACAAAGUAUAUGGCUACGUGAUAAACUCUAAGGUGAAGUUUGUGAUUGUUGUUGACUCUUCCAACACAUCUUUGCGAGAUAAUGAAAUUAGAAGUAUGUUCAGAAAGUUACACAACUCCUUCACUGAUGUAAUGUGA
Carassius carassius (crucian carp) is the source of this 318-nucleotide messenger RNA. RefSeq names its product trafficking protein particle complex subunit 2-like protein. Gene Ontology annotation, biological process: endoplasmic reticulum to Golgi vesicle-mediated transport. The transcript has 4 exons. The coding region runs from base 1 to 318 and encodes 105 amino acids. Gene Ontology annotation, cellular component: cytoplasm; nucleus; TRAPP complex. Lineage: Eukaryota; Metazoa; Chordata; Actinopteri; Cypriniformes; Cyprinidae. The record is from RefSeq and is a predicted model, not a curated record.